AUGCUUAUUUUCGCCAUUCCGUUGCUUAUGCAGGUCCGUGUCCCACUGAAGCAGAAACUGAUCUUACUCAUUCUCUUCGGCAUGGGUACUUGCCGCCAUCUAAAUAAGGUGUACUGCUUAUUUCCGUCACUCAUCUCUUACGUUUACAUGAAUUGGUACUUCCGCGAAGCCACUGUGGCAAUCCUCGUUACCAACGUGCCAUGGAUCUGGCCUCUCAUGUGGGCUCUCUUGCAUGCGACCAAGCCGAGGCUCGAGGGAUUGAAGCACGGCCUUCAUAAAUAUGGAAAUGGUCAAUCGACCACCAAAGGGUCCGGAUCCCGGCCUUACGCGGGUCAUUUUGAGAUGCAAAACUUCACACAUAGCGCGACUGUCACUCCGUUCGCAAAUAUAUACACCAAUUGCAAUAUCGGUGUCGAUACCAACUCAGAACAAAGAACGAUUAGCCGCGGCGACGACCGCGCGUGGGGAUUAGAAAUUAAACAGGACAAUACAGUGACUGUGUAA
Messenger RNA from Penicillium waksmanii, 504 nucleotides. RefSeq lists its product as uncharacterized. The coding region runs from base 1 to 504 and encodes 167 amino acids. The transcript has 2 exons. The record is from RefSeq and is a predicted model, not a curated record. Lineage: Eukaryota; Fungi; Ascomycota; Eurotiomycetes; Eurotiales; Aspergillaceae.